AUGUACUCGACACGAUUAUUCCAGCUACUCAUCGUAGCACUCUCCUUUCUUCAUGUCGCCCACACAUUCAUGAUCGACGCGGACGCCAUUGGCAAGGCAAGCUUCGAGAUCAUGGAGAGGCAAGCAGGCGGAGAUGACGACCAGGACGAUGCCAGCGCUACGGGAGCCGCCGUUACAUCAGCGACAGCAACUGACGAUGAUGCCACACCAACCAGUAGCAUCGUCAGCGUCGAGACGACCACCUCUGCAGAGCCUUCAUCGACGAUCUUUACGUCUACCACGCCGCGCACGACGAGCACAACUCCUCGCACAACCUCGACGCCUUCCUCAACCUCCUCGGACGAGCCAACUAGCACCUCCGAGUCAUCCUCCACCACAUCAUCCGAGGAGUCUUCAUCAACCUCCAAGACCACGUCUGUCCCACUAUCCACUAAGACUGUAGUGGUCAUGACUACCGCUUCUGAUGGGUCUACUUCGUCCUACACCUCCGAGUCUGUCACGACCCCUACUGCCAGUCUUUCAAGCAACGGCAGCGACAAUGACAAGGGUAUGUCGACCAAGACUAAGAACACCAUUAUCGGAGUCGUCGUGGGUGUUGGUGGUGCGAUCAUCCUGGCCGUCGGUGGUCUCUUCGCCUGGAGAAUCUGGGGCCGCAAGAAGAGUGCCGAUGAGAACGAUGAUCUGAUGGGCUACAACAACGGCUUCGGUCAGCCCGAGCAGAAGAGCGACGCUGGCGGCUCCCCCGGUAACGGUCGAUCACCCUUCCAGAGCACGCUCGAGAGCUAUCACGCACCUACCCAGGUGAACGCGUCGUCCAAUUUCUAG
This is a messenger RNA of Phaeoacremonium minimum UCRPA7, 825 nucleotides long. RefSeq names its product putative cell wall protein. The transcript has a single exon. Lineage: Eukaryota; Fungi; Ascomycota; Sordariomycetes; Togniniales; Togniniaceae. Bases 1 to 825 code for a protein of 274 amino acids. The record is from RefSeq and is a predicted model, not a curated record.